Molecule: messenger RNA, 1101 nt
Organism: Cordyceps fumosorosea ARSEF 2679
Lineage: Eukaryota; Fungi; Ascomycota; Sordariomycetes; Hypocreales; Cordycipitaceae
Product: uroporphyrinogen decarboxylase
Exons: 4
Coding region: 1-1101 (366 amino acids)
Biological process (GO): heme biosynthetic process
Cellular component (GO): cytosol
Molecular function (GO): uroporphyrinogen decarboxylase activity
Source: RefSeq, a predicted model, not a curated record
AUGGAACACAAUUUCAAGCCACUGCAAAACGACUUACUGCUUCGUGCUGCUCGCGGCGAGGUCGUCGAGCGUCCGCCCAUGUGGGUGAUGCGGCAAGCUGGUCGUUAUCUUCCCGAAUACCAUGAAGAAAAGGCUGGUCGUGACUUUUUCGAAUGUUGCCGGGAUCCCGAAGUAGCCUCGAACCUUACUCUCCAGCCGAUCGACCGUUACGCCAAUCUCAUUGACGCAGCCAUCAUAUUCUCGGAUAUUUUGGUCAUUCCCCAAGCCAUGGGAAUGAUAGUUGAGAUGGUUGAUAAGAAAGGUCCGCAUUUUCCGGAGCCUCUCAAGACACCCGACGACGAGCAAUACGGUCUGGUCAUGGAGCGCAACGUUGACGUCGCCGGUGAAUUGGACUAUGUCUACAAAGCCAUCACGCUCACGCGACAGAAACUCAAGGGUCGUGUGCCCUUGAUUGGCUUCUGUGGUGCGCCGUGGACGCUGUUUUGCUACAUGGUCGAGGGCGGCGGUACCAAGCUCUUUGCCCAGAGCAAAACGUGGAUCUACAAAUACCCCGAAGCGACGAAGAAGCUAUUGGCCAAAAUUGCAGACAUCUGUGUGGACCACCUGGCUCUCCAGGUCAAAGCGGGCGCUCAACUCGUUAUGGUGUUCGACUCGUGGGCCGGUGAGCUGGGACCGGAUUCAUUCAGCGAGUUCUCGGAGCCUUAUCUUGCGCAUAUUGCGCAGAAGCUACCAGGGAAGCUGAAGAGCCUCGGUCUUGAGUCUGUUCCCAUGACAGUAUUCCCCAAGGGCGCCUAUCAUGCUUUGGACAAGGCUUGCAGCUUGGGGUAUAAUGUUGUCGGCCUUGACUGGCUGCAUGAUCCGGUGGACGCCGUCAAGAUCCGUGGUGAUCGUAAGAUCGUCUUUCAGGGCAACGCCGACCCCGGUGUUUUGUAUGGCACAAAGGAGGGAAUCACCAAGGCUGUCCAGCGGACCGUGGACGGGUUCUGGGCCGGCAGAAAGCAGGGUUGGAUUGCCAAUCUAGGACAUGGCAUCACUCCUGGUGUUAAUCCCGAUAACUUGAAGCAUUUUUUCGAAGAGAUCCACCGCCUCACUAAAGAGUGA